Messenger RNA from Symbiodinium sp. CCMP2592, 1341 nucleotides. The record is from the annotation of a GenBank genome assembly. Lineage: Eukaryota; Dinophyceae; Suessiales; Symbiodiniaceae.
AUGGCGCAGCUGGACGACAGCCAGCUUGCCGCGACGAACUCCGACGCCUUGCACAACCCAUCCAGCAGCGACGGUCUCGAGCGGGCAACACUCUACGCAGAGUCUUGUCGUCGCUUGGGAUUUCCUGUCGAGCCGGCCAUUGCAGUAUGGCUACGACUCGGUGGAUCAUGCCUUCAGGUGCCGUGGGAGAGCUGCCUGCUCCCGGCCUGCGACUUCUUGGCCGAAAGCUCGAGUCUGCAGCAGCUCGGAUUCCGAGCAUCCUAUGCGCCACGAGGAACGGGCAAUGCAAAUGCGAGAGUGCUGCGGUACAUCCUGGAGCGGAACACCUCCUUGGAGGUUCUGGACUUGGGCCACGCAGGAAUUGACAGCGAUGGCAUCGCUGACAUUUGCAAGGGCCUGCGGCAAAACAAGACCCUGAAGAGCCUGAGCUUGAGGGGAAACUACCUCGGCCCGAAGGGGGGACAGCUUUUGGCUGAGAUGGUCGAUGAGCUGCUGCAGCAAGCUGGACCGGGAGGAUCCACCAGCCUUCGCAUGUUGGACAUCUCAGCUUGCUCCAUUGGCUCCGGUUGCGUUCGCCAUCUUGCGCAGGUGACUGGGCUGAAGUCCAUUUAUUCCCGGACAAUGGCUUCAUCCCAGCAAGGAGCACCAUCGGUGAAUGUGGCGGACAACUUCGAAACGGAAGAGCUGUGGAACGCGAUCACGCACGGCAUGAUGUUCUUCUUGUCGCUCUUUGGGACCGGCCAGCUCUUGUACCAGGCGGCCGACAGCCCGGUUCACCACAUCUGGGGCAUUGCGAUCUUCGGAUUUGGCCUGCUCUUUUGCUUCGGGUCCUCCACCUUGUACCAUUCCCUGUUCAUGUACCCGGUUACUGCGCGGGUCCUGCAGGUGCUGGACCAUGCUGCAAUUUAUUUUCUCAUCGCUGCAACGUACACGCCUUUCCUGCUCUUCUACUCGGAUACGCCGAUGCAUGGUGACCUGCUCAAAGCAGAGUGGAUCCUGUGCUGGCUGGGCAUCGUGACACACAUCUGCUCUCAGUAUUUUGACUGGGGUACAUCUGUUCCAUACCUGACGGGCGAGCUGCUGCUUUACCUGGCCAUGGGCUGGGCGGCCGUUUUGGCCUGGGAUACUUUCAUGGCCCAGCUUCCACAAGCCUGCUGGUCUUGGCUCAUGGCUGGGGGGCUUCUCUACACGGCGGGAGUGCCCUUCUUCGUGCUCGCAGACAAUCGGCCCAUCUACCACGUGAUUUGGCAUCUCUUUGUGGCUUUUGCGGCCAUUUGCCACUGGUUCGUCCUACCCUCGGCCCCAGCUCCUGCCAGUGAUUUCUUGGGCUUUGGGAUUUAG